CCACUUGUCCACGCCUGUCUACCGCACCUAGCCUAGCUGGCAGUAGACCGCUUCACUAGCAGCUAGCUAGGCUAGACACACAGCUGGUAUGGACCAUGUCUUAAUUCCUAAGUAACUAGACUAUAUUAAUUUGCAUGGUAGCUGCGUUUUGUCUUACAGUUAAGAUAAUUUCUUUUGGGACCCUGUUGAAUGUAAUAAAUAGCUAGCUAGGCAUGGCAGAAGUGCUGCGGCUAGCGUAGCCUCACAGUUGGAUUUUUUUGCAAGCUAGUUUAAACGACCCGCUAUCGGUUUUCUAUCUCACAAGUUAGCGACUAGUCUUGUCAGUUUGCAUCGGUGAAACUAUAAAGUAAUUAAACUAUUUGCUUUUCAGGAUUAAAAAGCGUCUGUUUUGUUGGUUGUAACAUACGGUAGAUCGUCGACAUUUUAUGCAGGGGGAUUAAGUUCUAGCAAUGCAAUGAGAAUAAAAACUAUUGCACAACUUACUUCUACAACUAUGAAGUGCUUGUUCAUUAGUCUUGAACAAUUAUCUAGUUUAUGUAUGCUACUUGCACAAACUAUAUAGACGGUGAGCUGAUAACAACGAACCUCACCCAAGAACGCUAUAUAAGGUGUCCUUGUCUUAUGACAGACUUAUCAAUUGCUUUAAUCGCCUUGAAGCUUUGCAUUACUUGCUGCUGGUGAGGCAAUACACAGCACACGGCCAGACAUGUAGUAUCAUUCUAUUCAAAGUCGUGCGAUGGUUAACAAACAUAUUUAGGCUCAGACAAUCAGGAUGAUAUUUGAUUAUAAUGAGCGAUCUAUUUGAAAGGCAAAGGCUUUGCUUUUUACAGAGCCUGUUGUCAACUGGUUCAGAUGUUUUCCACAAGAGGUGUUGCUAAGCAUGCCUCACUUGGAUGGUAUGUAGUAAAAGGAUUCCCUCGUUGUGUGUUGACAUUUCCUUCAAGCUAACGGUGUGAGAGCCCGGCGCUAUGUAGCCUUGUGUGCCACAGGGUGACUUUGUCUCCGGAGAAAGAAGUUCGCCGAUCUGCAGAUGCAGCUCCUCUGGACAUAAAGCACGAUGGAUUUUAAAGAGGCGAGGACGGAGCUGGACCAGAUCGCCGUGCGUCUGCAGGAGGACGGUCUGCCUCCAGGGGCGAGCUCAGAGGAGCGCCAACGUCACCUGUGGCGUCAGCUCCGAGAGGGCGAUGAGGCCCUGCGCUCCUCCCAGCAGGAGAUGCUGGCUCUGAGAACCCAGCAGGCCAGCGAGAUGAAGGAGGUAGAGAACUACGUGGAGCACAUCCGCGGGCUCCUGGAGGAGCGGGAGUCUCUGACUGCAGAGUACGAGCGGGACAACGAGCAGCUGCGUCUGGACCUGGAGCACAUCCGGCUCCAGCAAGAGUCCCAGAGGAAGGAGCUGGAGGAGAUGCUGAUCCAGGAGGGCCUGGGGGAGGUGGGCCUGAGUGGCCCCAGUGAGCAGGUGGCCUACCUGCUGGUGGAGAGGGCCACCCUGCUGGAGAGGCUGGAGUCUGCAGAGAGGAGGCUUGACACCCAGAGCCUCACGGGCAGCCUCCGGGAAGUCCACAUGCAGGAGGAGCUGGAUCAGAUCCGUCACACCAUGGAGGAGGAGCUACGUCAGCAGAGAGAGGUCGCCCAGAAGACCAGAGACACCAUGAGCAAGCGCGCAGGUCAGAGCUCCUGGAAGAAGCUGUUUGGUCUCCGCAGGUCUCCUCAGAGCCCACACUCUGCCCCCCUCGUGCACAGCGAGGACCUGUCCCGGCAGUGUUCAGACCGCCAGCAGCUGGAGCGGGAUCUGGACGAGGCGUCCCGCCGGCUCGCCAUGGCCCACCUGGACAUCCGCAGGCUGACGGACGAGCUGGACGCCGCCAGGAAGAACCACGGAAUGAGCGGAUCGGAGCUGGAGAGGACUGGUCAGGAGGUGGAGAAUCUGAAGAAGGAGGUGGACAAGCUGAAGCACUGUGACAUGAUGGAGAUGCAGAGAGCGAAGGAGCAGAACGAGAGGCUGGAAGAGGAGAUCCGAGUUCUCAGGGAGAGAGUACGCUCCCUGGACUCAGAGAAGAGAACGCUGUCAGAGAAGGUGACCAGGGAGGACCUUGACAGCAAAGCCCCAGGAGAGAAGACCCCUAAAGAGCUGCAAGACACCCCAGCCGAGGAGCAGAUUCAUAAGAGGUGUGUGGCGGCGGUGGAGGACGCCCGCUGCCAGGUGCGGGAGCUGCAGCGGCGCCUGCAGAGGCAGCAGGAGGAGCAGGAGGAGCUGGUGGAGAGGAACGAGGAGCUGGAGGCCCUGCUGGGGGAGACCCAGAACUGCAGCAAGGAGGAGCGCCUGCACCAAGAGGGGGAGCUGGAGGGACUGCACCGCAAGAUUAGGAGCCUAGAAGCAGAGCUGAACAAGAUGGCCGCCCUGGAUCCAGCAGUGAGGGAUGGAGAGACCAGCAGAGAGACCAGCAGAGAGACCGAGACCUUCACACAGCAGCAGACGAGGGCCAGCAGCCAGGAGCGGGCCAGCCUGCUGGAGGCCCGUCUGACGGAGGAGAAGGACUGGAGGAAACAGCUGGAGCAGGACCUCAACGCCGCCCAGGCCGCACUCAAGAAGGACAAGGAGGCUCUGCAGGUGGGAGAGAGGGAGUUGAAGAACCUGAGGAUGGAAGUUCAGAGCCUGCAGACACAGUGCCAGCAAGGCAAGACGCUCAUCAAGAGCCUGACCCAGGUUAAAGGAGAGAAGGGUCUUCUAGAGGAGAAGGUGGCCCAGUUGGAGCGCGCUCAGAGCCGCCUGAGGGAGGAGCUGGAGAGGGAGCGGGGGGGGGGGCGGCCGCGCCAGGAGCAGCUGCAGGAGGGCCGCGCCCAGGCGGACCAGCUCAGGGGACAGCUGGAGCGGGUCACCUCGGAGCUGUCCAGCCUGCAGGAGGAGAACCGCAGUCUGAGGGACGAGAUGGCUCGUGAGCGGAGACAGAUCAGUGACCUCCAGGCCCAGCUGAGCACCUUGGUCCAGGAGAAGCUGCAGGCCCAGGGGGAGAGGGAGAGGCUGGGUCUGGAGGCCCAGGUGGAGAUGCUGGGUCUGGAGACCCGGGGAAAGAGAGACAGGCUGGGUCUGGACCUCCAGGUGUCCAGGGAGCAGACCACCAGGGCAGGGCAGGAGCUGGAGACCCACUCUGGGCAGUCAGCCUCUAGCCUCAGCCUGGCAGACAAGACCAAGGAGGAUGGCCUUAACCAGCUGUCGUGUCUGAAGCUGGAGCUGUCUCGUGUGCAGGCCACGCUGCAGCAGGAGAGGCAGCUGGCCUCUCAGCACCAGGCCACUCUGCAGGCCCAGAUCACAGAGGCCCAGGCACGCACCAAGUGUCAGGACUCUGUUCUGGGCCAGAGGACGGAGGAGGAGAGGCAGGUGAAGCAGGACCUGCAGAGGGCCCAGAGCCUGUUCACCUCGGCAGAGAGAGAGCUGCGCUACGAGAGGGAGAAGAGCCUGGAUCUGAAGAAACACAACACUCUGCUGGAGCAGGAGAAACUCAAGCUGUGUGCGGAGCUGAGGCAGACCCAGGCCCGUCAGGCCCAGGCGGAGCAGGGCUCCCAGGGCCAGGCUGCAGAGACGGAGCGUCUGCAGCAGAGGCUGCGGGAGCUGCAGCUGGAGCUGGCUCGCAGCGGACACAGCCUCACUACCAACGCCAGCCUGCAGGAGGAGCUGCAGGCGGAGAGGGCUCGCGUCAUCGCAGCCGAUAAAAAGGUGGUGGAGCUGCAGCAGCAGCUGAAGACGUGUCAGCACCAGCUGCGUCUGGAGGAGGCCAGGGCUGGAGAGACCAGCCGGCUGGAGAGAGACUCCAGGGACAUGUCAGACUCUCUCUCUGCCCUGAGAGGCAGGCAGCAGGAGGAGCAGCUGCACAGGAAGCUGUUGGAGCAGCGUGAGGAGGAUCUUCAGCAGCAGCUGCGCUCCCUGAGGGGGAAGGAGGCGUCUCUGGGCCGCAGCAGCACUGAGCUGGGCCGUCGCUGCCAGCAGCUGGAGGCUCGUCUGGCUGUCCUGGAGGCCGAGCUCAGCCAGGCCAGGGACGAGCAGAGAGAGAGCCAGAGGACGGCUCUCAGGCUGGGGGGAGAGCUGGGUGCCAGUCAGCAGGAGGGGGAGAGACUCCAGGAGGAGAUCCAGCAGGUCAUCACCCAGCUGGACACACACAUUAGGAAGCACAACGAGAAACAGUCUCAGCACAAGAUCAAGCUGAGGAAGGCCAAGCAGAUCUUCCUGAAGGCUACGUCUCAGAGAGACCGCACCAUCCACAAACUGGAGAACGACCUGGCCCUGGCCUUCAGCCUCUCCCAGAAGGAGAAGGACUGGAUCCGGACGGUGAUGGAGGAGAACGAGAAGCUGCUGGUGGAGAGGAGGGAUCUGCUGGGGAGGAUGAGCGAGGCGGAGGAGCUGGGCAGCAACGGCCUCAGGACCGCGUCCACCGUUCAGCACAGGGUCAACAUGUUAGAGGUGGAGAACAGACAACUCCAGGAAAGAACCCUCAAGUUGUCCAAUCAGGUCGGGGCACUGGAGCGCACCCUGAGGAACGUCCAAUCGUUUUGUAGCCUUGAGGAUGUGAAGAAAAUGUACAAUUCUGAAAGUCUUCUUAAUGACAGUACUCUACAUACAUCAACUAUAAGUCUGACAUCGGGUGCGUGUGAUCCUCUGGGCAUCCUGGAUGCCAUUUGUCGGAUGAAGGCCAGUGAGCGCGUGGUGGGGGGCACCCGCACCGCCUUCUCCGUGCCCAGCUCUCAGCCCUCAGAGCUGGGAUACCUCAACCUCACCUCCCCCUCGUUCCCUCCGGAGCCUAAAGACCCAGAGGACGGCCUCGGUGUAGCAGAUGAGCAGGUAUGACAGCAGGGUGGACAGCAGGGUGGACAGCAGGGUGGACAGCAGGGUGGAGCAGGUAUGAUAGCGGGGUGGACAAGGGAGCAAGUCAUAAAUCUGAAUCGCUGUAUCUGCCAUAAGGACAGUGGACGCGGGAAAUUGACAUUUAGUCAUUUAGCAGACGCUCUUAUCCAGAGUAACAGGGACAUUUUCCCCGAGACAAGUAGGGUGAAGU
Messenger RNA from Hypomesus transpacificus, 5045 nucleotides. RefSeq names its product coiled-coil domain containing 30 (gene ccdc30). The record is from RefSeq and is a predicted model, not a curated record. Lineage: Eukaryota; Metazoa; Chordata; Actinopteri; Osmeriformes; Osmeridae.